AUUCUCUAAGCUCGGUUACGCGCAUUCCUCGGCGCAGGCGCUUGAGAAGCAGCUUGUGAAUGAGCGUAGCGGUGACGUCACUCGGCGAAUGUCAACAAUGUAGCGAUUGAGAGGAGGAGGAGGAGGAGGAGGAGGAGGAGGCGUUUCUCUCUCUGGUGUAACAAACAGAGGAGACGGAGCGGCACGCCGCAUACGAUCCCCACGCACACACACGCACGCACGCACACUCACACACACACACACACACACACGCACGCACACACACGCGCGCGCGCGCGCUGACGUCUGCCGAACAAAACAACGCUCUUAUCAAAUCCAAACUUCCUUUUUGGUCCUUAAAGAAAAGAAACACACAGGAGGCGAAUAUUUUGUUGCUGUUGUUGUUGUUGCUGUUGUUGUUGUUGUUGCACAGCUGAAUCGCAGCAGCGUGCUGGGGCUGGUGCUGGUGCUGGUUCUUCCCUGCAGCCCGGGUGGGCUUUAGGAGAGCGCGAGGAAGUCAUCAUGUGAAAAACAAAACAAAACCAAACAAAACAAAAAACCCACCAGAAGAACAUUUGAUUUGCCAAUCGGACAGAAAAACAGGGCUGGAUCGCGAGGAAACGAAAGUGUGAAGGGUGUGUGCGGUAUGUCCGUGGAUGAGCAGCCGGAGGGCCCGAUGUACGUGUAUGAGUCGACGGUGCACUGCUCCAACCUCCUGCUGGGCCUGAACGAGCAGCGCGAGCGCGGUCUGCUCUGCGAUGUCACCGUGCAGGUGGAGGGCAAGCAGUUCCGCGCCCACCGUGCCGUGCUGGCAGCCUGCAGCGGAUACUUCCUGCAGGGUUUGGUGGCACACGGUGACAACGAGCUCAUCUUCACCAUGCCCGAUGAGGUCACUGCCAGGGGCUUCGCUCCAUUGUUGCAGUUUGCCUACACAGCCAAGUUGCUGCUCAGCCGUGACAACAUCCAGGAAGUGAUACGCUGUGCCGACUUCCUGCGCAUGCACAACCUAGAGGACUCCUGCUUCCGUUUUCUGGAGGCACAACUGCGGAGUGAGGAAGACAGGGCCCUGCUCUGCCAAAAGGUGGUGCCAGAGAGCAACCAUUCAGAAGAUGAGAGCAUGCAAGCUGAGGCAUCGGUCAUGACAACGAAUGCACCAGCGACUUGGGCCGCUUCUCCACGCUCUCGCCGCCAUCCAGAUGCCCUCAAUGCUCUGCGGCGGCCAGACCAUGAGCGGCUGGUAGCCAGCGCUGACUUCCCAGAUGGCCAAGUGGACUCAGAACAGCAGGUCACCUCGGAUCUGCCACGAUGCCCCAAGUACAGGAAGUACCAGUGGGCUUGUAGUAAGCACAACACCAACGAGAGCUCCUCACAUACCAGUAGUACCUCAGGUUUCCCAAGCACAUUGCUCAGCGGGCCAGCUGUGACUCACAUCAAGCAGGAGCCGCAGGAGGGCGAGGACGAGCCCAUCACACUGGGUCUGUCAGGCGAUGAGGACGAUGGCAGGGACAAGGACAACGGCACGGCCAACAUGGAGUUGGAUGGCAAUGGACUGCAUGGUCUCUUCAAGCGCGGCAUCUCAGACUUGGCCAACACUUCCCAGCAGCUUAACGCCAGCAGACUGGCCUGCGCCCAGGUCAAAGCAAGCACUCAGGGAGAGCACAAAAAGGACUACAGGCCUUCACAGGUGCCUGUGGCCUUCCCCAAAGAUGCUGACAGCUUCUCCACAGGACUGUCUCUGAGGCCGGCGUCCUGUGAUGGUGUGUGUAAGCAGGAAACAGAGUUAGACCGGCGCAGCGUCAUCUUUUCGUCAGGAGCCUGUGAGCAGCUGCCCACACCUGCCCAUUCCUACCCAGGCAGCAACUCCCAUGACAAGGAGUUGGCCGACCACCUGCCCAAAGGACUGUUGAUUGGAGGUAGCCAGUCACUGCCCAGCUCACAGAUUUUUUCCCCCGGUGCUGCUUCCGGCGAAGUGCCAACGCUUCUGUGCCGCCAAAGGCCCAACACCAGCUGCCCUGUGCCCAUAAAGGUGUGCCCACGCUCACCACCCUCUGAGACACGCACCCGCACCUCCAGCUCCUGCUCGUCGUAUUCCUAUGCCGAGGAUGGCAGUGGGGGCUCUCCCUGCAGCCUGCCCCAGUUUGAGUUCUCUUCGUCACCCUGCUCCAACAUGACUCGUUGCAUGCCAACUGACCCACAGGAACUGGGCACAGGUACUGACGUGCUGUUUGGCCCAGCAAGGCCAAAAAUCAAGUGCGAGCAGGCAUACGGAACCAACUCAAGCGAUGAGUCUGGAUCCUUCUCUGAAGCAGACAGUGAGUCCUGCCAUGUUCAGGAGCAAGGAUCAGAAAUCAAGCUUCCUUUCCCCGUAGAUCAAAUCACAAAUCUUCCACGCAACGACUUCCAGAUGAUGGUAAAGAUGCACAAGCUGACGUCAGAGCAGCUCGAGUUUAUCCACGACGUGCGCCGACGGAGUAAAAACCGCAUCGCCGCCCAGCGCUGCCGGAAGAGGAAACUCGACUGCAUCCUCAACCUGGAGUGCGAGAUACGCAAACUGGUAUGUGAGAAGGAGAAGCUGCUGACAGAGAGGAAUCAGCUGAAGGCGUGCAUGGGCGAGCUGUGGGAGAAUUUCUCCUGCCUGUCUCAGGAGGUGUGCCGGGACGUCCCACUGAGCCCCGAGCAAGUCCAGUCUCUCCAUCACUACUGCCCCAUCCUACGGCCCACCGCUGACUCCGCCUCCCCAGCCCAUCCGCCAGCGCCGCCUGCCAGCAUCGACCUCACCACCCACUCCGGAGCUGCCACGCCCGAACCUGAAUACGUCAAACCGCCUGCUACAAACGACACGCACCAGGCACCAGCAUCAGCCCAGUGUCACGUAGGGAACGGUGAGGGGGAGGAGACAACGUCCGGCUCCGCCUACCUUGAGGCGGGCCGGUCCUUGGAACAGUCCAAUCAGACGGUGACAGUAGACUUCUGUCAGGAGAUGACCGAUAAAUGUACCACUGACGAACAGCCGAGAAAGGACUGUACCUAGUGACAGUGUUUGUUUGUUUUGUUUGUUUGUUUUUAAUUUUUUUUUAUCUUUUUUAUUUUUUUUGUUAUUUUUUUAUCGUUAUUAUUUAAUUUCGAUACAUCUUCUGACAAACCCCUGGAAGUUCAAGGGGUGUUAAGAUGGUCAGCCUCUGCCAGUGUUCUAUGAAUCUUUUUUGUUUGUUUGUUUGUUUGUUUGUUUGGUUUUAUAUAUUUAUGUCUUUUUUGUGUCUUUUUGUUUUGUCUGUUUUUUUUAACGGUUGACACUACAGUUGUCUUAACAGCAGCAAUACUGUUACUCCAGGUUCUCUCGGGCUCAGCCACGGCUGAAGCGUCUCGCGUAAAAAAAAACGAAAGAAAAAACAAAAAAAAAAAAAAACAACCUCUCUCAAUGGUGCUACACAUUUUUCCCCCGCCACUGACCUCCAUCAGUGCGACGCUGUCUUCUCCGGGUCACAGUCCAGCUCACAGGGGAUCGGCUCCAAACACAUCUCACAUCCAAGCCUCCAUGGACCUAGCAGCAGCUCAAUAUCUCUCUGUCCUUCUCUCUCUAUCUGUCUAUCCUUCCUUCACUUCCUCACAGUAAGAUCAGCAGUGUUAAAUUAGCACCUACAGUGUUACAUUUUUAAAGCCUACACUGUGCAGCUACACCAGAUUGAUUUAACACCAGUGAUUUUUCUGUGGAUUCUCUCUCUCUCUCUCUCUCUGUCUCAGUGGCUAACUCUUUCACUCUCUCACUUUCGAUGCCACGGCAAAUUCAGGAAACUCAGGAAAUAUUCUGAAUGUUCGAUUAUAGUAAUUCAUGAAAAGGAUACAGAUUAUGUACAUGACAGAUUCUCUGUUUUUUUUUUGUUUUGUUUUUUUUUAAACAGCAGCUAGACUGUAAAUGUUCAUAUGCAAAAAAUUGUCUUCUCUGUUACACAUUUGUAGUGUCUCCACAACACUUAGUUUGUACAGUCGGUCCUGUCCAGAAGAAAAAAAAAACAUUCCUCUAUUGCCUUUGACAGCACUGAAAUGGAGGAGGACGAACAACGAGACGAAAAAUGAUCGGAUUUAGACUUUUUGUGACGGUUAAUAUCCCCCUCACAUCAGCAAUACCCUUGUGUUUGGAAAUUUUUUGGUGGUUAUGUACAAAGUGCUUGCUAGGCAGAACGAGUAUUGU
Messenger RNA from Pangasianodon hypophthalmus (striped catfish), 4168 nucleotides. RefSeq names its product BTB and CNC homology 1, basic leucine zipper transcription factor 2b (gene bach2b). Bases 626 to 3010 code for a protein of 794 amino acids. Gene Ontology annotation, molecular function: DNA-binding transcription factor activity, RNA polymerase II-specific; RNA polymerase II cis-regulatory region sequence-specific DNA binding; protein binding. The record is from RefSeq and is a predicted model, not a curated record. Gene Ontology annotation, biological process: regulation of transcription by RNA polymerase II. The transcript has 5 exons. Lineage: Eukaryota; Metazoa; Chordata; Actinopteri; Siluriformes; Pangasiidae.